Molecule: messenger RNA, 1427 nt
Organism: Adelges cooleyi (spruce gall adelgid)
Lineage: Eukaryota; Metazoa; Arthropoda; Insecta; Hemiptera; Adelgidae
Product: beta-1,3-galactosyltransferase brn-like
Exons: 2
Coding region: 170-1255 (361 amino acids)
Cellular component (GO): membrane
Molecular function (GO): hexosyltransferase activity; UDP-glycosyltransferase activity
Source: RefSeq, a predicted model, not a curated record
AAAUAUAAAUACUGACUAAACAGUAUUCUGUAUUGACUGUUGUGCAACAACUAUUGCUGAUUGCAUAAAUAAAUUUAAAUUAUUUUCAUAAAUUACACAAAUAGUUUUAAUCUACGUUAUUAUCGGCACAACUUGAAAUUUGUUCUUUCAUUUAUACAAUGUAUAAAGGAUGUAUAAAUCAGAUAUGACCGGCUCUAUUUAUGGUUUAAUCCGACUCAGGAAAUACUUAAAGUAUGUAUUUGUAAUAACGUUAUGGCUGAUGUACUACUUUGGCGUGUUCACUCAUUUUUUUGAGUUGGAUUAUUACAAGCACUUUGCGUAUCCGUUAGAAACCAAUAUCACAAAGUGUAUUAUUAAUCUAAAAGCGGGCAAAUCCGAUCAACCACCUUGCGAACAAAUCAAUCCAUUCAAGUUUAGUCUAUUGUUGUCGAAUAACAACAAAUGUAAUCAAAACAUACACAUGUUAAUUCUAGUAAAAUCUGCAGUAGCUAACUUUGAACGACGAGCAACUAUUCGUAAAACCUGGGGUUUCGAAAACAGAUUUUCAGAUGUGCCGACAAGAACAGUAUUUGUUUUAGGAAAUACUAAUGAUAUUAGUUUAAAAAAACAAAUUCAAGUUGAACAUGAUAACUAUGGUGAUAUUGUACAGUACAAUUUUAUAGACGAGUAUUAUAACAAUACGAUCAAGACACUUGGUGCGAUUACGUGGGCAUCAACAUACUGUAAAAACUCUAGUUUCUACUUUUUCUCAGAUGACGAUAUGUAUGUAUCUGUAAAAAAUUUAUUUCGUUACUUGCGAAAUCCAAUUGAAUAUCCUAACUAUUUAAGUAAUGAAAUUAAAGGAAUACAAUCAAAUCAUAAAUUAUCAACUGAAAUAAUUCUAUUUACUGGUUACGUCUUUAACUCGUCACCAUUGAGGCAUCAAAUAAGUAAAUGGUACGUUUCGAUAUCUGAAUAUCCAUAUCACAUGUGGCCUCCUUACGUAACAGCCGGUGCAUUUGUAUUGUCUCAAGCGGCUCUAAUUGAAUUUCAUUAUGGAAGUUUGUAUACGAAACGAUUUCGUUUUGACGAUAUUUAUUUAGGAUUGGUUGCGAAAAAAUUAAAUAUAAAUCCACUUCAUUGUAAGCAUAUUUAUUUCUAUAAAAAAGAUUACUCCGUCAGUGAUUAUAAAUAUGUAAUUGCUAGUCAUGGUUACGGCGACAGCGAAGAAUUACUUAAUAUUUGGUUGGAACAAAAAAGUUCUGGAAAUGCUUAAGACUUUUUAUUAAAAUUGUAAAAUUCUCAUUUAUUUUGUAUUUUUAUGUGAUAUUGUAUAAAGGUAAGUUCGUAAAUAUAUUUUCAAAUACUAUACAAAUUUCAAAAACAUGAAUCUGUAUUUAUAAUAUUGUUUAAUGUUUUAAUUAUAAAGAUAAUAAUUAUUAUAUUUC